Molecule: messenger RNA, 6589 nt
Organism: Biomphalaria glabrata
Lineage: Eukaryota; Metazoa; Mollusca; Gastropoda; Planorbidae
Product: ras-related protein Rab-3
Exons: 9
Coding region: 137-979 (280 amino acids)
Biological process (GO): protein localization to plasma membrane; protein secretion; regulation of exocytosis
Cellular component (GO): synaptic vesicle; plasma membrane; endosome
Molecular function (GO): GTP binding; GTPase activity
Source: RefSeq, a predicted model, not a curated record
GGAAACAUCCGGGUCGCUUUACUGUUGGUGUUAUUUAUGGUGGAUGUUGUCAUCGAUAGAGAAACAAAUCAACAAACAAGCUCUUAGAUUCUUGAUCUCUAGAUAUAAUAACUCAGAUAUUCUUACCUGACUGUCCAUGAGGUCAGACGCCAUUACCCAGAAAGCAAUUAUCCGUGUAAAAGUAAAAAUUGCAAUGGAAAAAAGUGGAGUGGAAAGGCUUUUGUCUAGUUAUAAUAAGAUGGUGAAAGCUAAAAAAGAUGAACCGGAAGAAGGAAAAACCGAAGGAGAGUCACAUGCCAAAGAUGAAGCCCCCAUGAAGCAAAUGGCAUCAGCUAAUGAUUCCAAGUGGCAGAAAGAUGCAGCGGAUCAAAAUUUUGAUUACAUGUUUAAGUUGUUGAUCAUUGGUAACAGUAGUGUUGGCAAGACAUCCUUCUUGUUUCGUUAUGCAGACGACUCUUUCACCUCCGCAUUCGUCAGUACAGUUGGUAUUGAUUUUAAAGUGAAGACAGUUUUCAGGCAAGACAAGAGAGUUAAACUGCAGAUAUGGGACACAGCUGGACAAGAGAGAUAUCGAACUAUUACCACUGCUUACUACAGAGGUGCCAUGGGCUUUUUAUUGAUGUAUGACAUCACUAAUGAAGAAUCAUUUAAUGCAGUACAAGACUGGAUCUAUCAAAUCAAACUUCACACGUGCAGUCAUGUGCCAGUUAUUUUAGUGGGAUCUAAGUGUGAUUCACCAGAUAGAGAAGUUUCUUAUGGUGAUGGUCAAUCUCUAGCUUAUAGACUGGGCCUUGAGUUCUUUGAGACUUCAGCCAAAGAAAAUAUUAAUGUGAAAGCUGUGUUUGAACGUCUAGUAGAUAUUAUCUGUGACAAGAUGUCUGAGAGCCUAGAUGCUGAUCCAACAAUGGUGAAUAAUACAAGUAAAUCCACUCGACUAACAGAGAACCCAAACAUGAACAGCAGUAACUGUUCCUGCUGAUCCAGUCACUGAAACGUCAGAUGUGAAAUUGAUUUUAUUUGUCAACAUCUAGCAGUUACCAUUAUCAGGACUUUGGGCUGUGAGUUGAAUAAAACGAACGAGUCCACUAAAAAAAAUUAUUCUUUAUACAAGGCAUUUUUUUAAACAUUUAUUUUUUAAACUCUCAAGUUUUUCAAACUAUCUCCGAAAAGAAUAUAUAAAUACAUUUUUCAGACCAUAUUUAUUUAUUAUUUGAAAGUUUUUAAGUCCUGGUCUAGCUCUUUAGCAAUUUGGUGAUAUUCAGCUUUGUUAAUUCAAUUAUUCACCUAUUUCAACUUUUUAUGUUCAAAUAAUUCAUAAGAAUUUCAAUGUAAAUGUGCAUUCAGUCACCCAAAUUUAGCCAUUUGUAAUGUUUAAUUGAAACAAUGACUGCAACUAAUCAUUUUCCAUUCAUAUAGAUGAUUAGACAAUUAAUUGAGUAGCGAAAUGGAAUUGGAGGCAAAAUAUUUCCUUAUACAUAAUUAUUCACUUAUACUUAAACCAGUUCAACUAUUUAAAUUAAGGCAUCUACCAAACUAUUUAUAAAUAAUAACUUGGGGCAAAAGAAUAGCGAAAGGAGGAAAAAAAAUUUACAUCUCUACAAAUAUAUACAAUGUAACUAGCUAUGCGUCGAAAUUAAUGACUUCUUUUAUUAUUAUUAUUUUUUUACACAACGUACGUUAAAUAAUUGGUUUCUUUAAAUACAUGAAAGAUCUAGUCAAAAAGUGUGUCUAGAAUGCAAGCACAGUGUUACAAAUGUGUAAAAGUCACUUUAACUUUGCCAAUGUUGAAGUAGGCCUACAUUUAGCAAUAUUCAACACUGAACAUUUAUUCCAGUGAUUAAAUAGUGAAGCUCAAGGUAAUGGGGUUAAUUUGUAUAAUUUAAAUUUAGAUAAAGUCACAGAUUUUUUUAUGCUCCUAAUUUAAUCCUAUUUCAUAAUUAGGAUUAUUUUUAUUCAUGUCUGCUGACAGUUCUUUUGAAGUAAUCAUGAUGACUUUAUGUAACUAUAUCUCUUAUGUUGACUUCACUUUCAAAUAUUUUACAUCAUCAAUAUUUCAUGAGUUGUUGGCUGUCAAAACUGAUAUGCUCUGUAUGGAGACGGAUAGUAGAAGUACAUUCUUAUAGCUUUGACUAAUUAGGCAAAGGAAAGUAAGUGGACUUGUUGUUCAUUCGCUUUUUAUCAUUCUCCAUGACAUUACUAGCAAUUACUAGAAACAAGUAAUAUCUUUCAAUGUAAUAGAAUCACAUUUGAAAGUUAAAUCUAUGACAAAUCUAAUUUUCUUAGAUGUGAACAUGUUACUUUUCUAUAUUUCCAUGCCUCAUGAACCUAAGGGACCAUAGCCUUAGCUUAUGUAGUCAUACCAACACGUAUUAUUUUGUGUUUGAACGCAGACUUCCUAGAAAUGGAGACUAUAAUUUGUCAGAACUUUUCUGAGAAACUGUCCGUUGGAGAAAUGACCACACAAAAAAAAAAAUCCAAUGGAAAUUCACUUUUUUUUUUUCAUCUUUUUUUUUUGUUAUGUAUCGAAAUGAUCUGUUGAAAUGUUUGUAAGAAAGACUAUCUAAAUCAAUGAUUGUAACUAGGGAUGAUGCAAUAUAAAAGAAUUCACUGACUCACAUGUGUGUGGUGUUUGAAUUCAGUUUGAGUCUUUUUGAUUUAUUUUACAUUUAAUUGUUGGCUACAUUUGAUGUUGCUGCAGUUUUAGUCCAAUAUUUUUUUUUUUUUACUAUAGAGUCACAUUGUGUUCUGUUAUUGACUUUUAAAAAAAAAAAUUUGUAUCAGAUUUAUCCUAAAAUAAUAAAUAAAUAAUUUUGUUUGUAUAUUAGUAUGAUGAUUAGUGGGUUAUUUCAGCAGGUUUUAGGUCUUAUAGUGGCAAUUAAAUGUUUAAAAGAAAAAAUAAUGUAAGGAUGCUCUCUAUUUUUAUUUUUUUAAACAUUCCUUUCACAUAUUGGAUGUUUGUCCACUUUUAAGUGACAUUCCGGUUGGAGGGCUCAGACAUAUAUAUAUAUAUAUUGAUUUACAUACUUUUUUUUAAACAUUGAUAUCUAGUUUUUUUUUUUUUUUUGGUUUCUUUGUUUGUUUGUUUGUUUUUUUUUUGUUUUCAGUUUGUGAUUUAGCAUCUUAAUUUAAUAUAAAUACAAAUCAGAUUUUUUACUUUUAACUUGUAAAUAGUCUAAAUCACUUGAAGUUGUAAUGCCAGUCUCAGUGGUAGCUAGCCACCUUUUGUUUAUACUUUGGUUGUACCAAACCGUUUCUUUACAUUCUACAGGUUGGCUAACAAGAUCGUCUCUUUACAUUUAUAGCUAUACAAAAAAAAAUAAAUGUGUUCAUUUAAUAUUUUUAUGUUGUUGUUUUUUAUUUUAUGCUUGAUCGAUAUUUGUUCACUACAAAUGUUCAGGUUUUGGCUAGCUAAAAUGUUACAUUUUCUAUUUUAUGUUGGUUUUUUUUUUUUUAAAGAAUGUCCAGUUUAAAUACCGUAGCCUAACAUUCUCUACAAGUUGAUAGACAUUUUUGGGGGAAAUAAUAAAGUUCUUUUCAUUAACAGUUUCAAAGUGAGAACCUUUAGUCUUUGCAUGUUUGAGGACAAAAUUGAAAGGUGUUCAAGGCUAACCUUGCUUCUAUAUGAACAGUAUUUAGUUAUUGUUCCUUUUUAUUAUAGACACGUUUCUGAAAUUGCAAAGUAUACUCCUGUAUUACAGUACUUAUAUUAGGAUACCUUUUGCAUUUACUUGUAUUAUAGUUGUCCUGUUUUAUUUCUAUGUUUGAAAAUAAUUUCGUUUGAAACAUUUAGGCCUGAUUAACUCUUUAAGAAAAAAGUAAAGUGUUUGUUGUUUUUUUUUAAUGUUCUACAAAUAUCUCUUAUAGGAUGGAGGCCUAUCUUUUGAUAAUUUGGUAUAUAGUUGUGAUGGUCACACAUCACCCUCCUACCUUUGUAACUUUUUGCUGGUGGAACCAGUGUCUGCUGUCACUAUAUUUCCUGUCUUGGAGUAGCAAUUAUAAUAUAAGCAUCUCUAGGCCUUUUAAAAGUUAACUAAAAUGCUUUUUUUUUUCUUUCUAACUAUUCUUCUCACAGUCUGCCUGUCCUUUGUAGGCCUACAACAUAAUCUCUCAGUUUUUUUGUCCAUAGCAAAAAAUCAUUCUCUUUACAAGAUCCUAAUCUCAAGUGUUAGAAAUAUAUUGUAUGAAAUAUAUUGUAGUCUAGCCUAUCUUCCACAUUUAGCAUUUAAAAUUUAAUUUAAACAAAAAUUUAAUUUUUUUAUUCAAAGCCUUUGAUGGCUCACCUGUUAAUUUUGAUUUGUGAUAGUUUUUUUUUUUGUUUUUGUUUUUUAUUUGUGUACAUAGCAUCCACAGUUUUUUUUUUAUAUUUCAUGACAAUUUUAGAACCUUAUGUGCAUAAGUUUAUGACUUGUAAACAAAAAAAGAUCUGGUAUAUUUAGGGACUUACAUAUUUGUUGAAUAUUGGCAUGCAGAUGCUUGUAGGCUUCAGUUUUGUUCUUGAAAUAGUGUUUAAUCAUUUAAAUCCUACAGUCACAAAAACAACAAACUACCUAAUACCUACUUCAGAAAAAGAAUAGCCAAUUACAGUCCAUCUAAUUAUGUAUCCAAGCUAUUUAGUAUUUUAUUUUAUUCAUACAGGCUGUGAACUUUAUACUAAAAGAAAUAUUUCCUUUAUCUUACUCGACAGUAUUUUAAUUUCAACAACUCUAAUAUCUAUUGUAUACAAAUUUAAGUUGAACAUUGAAGAUGUGGUGUUUUUUCUUUUUUUUUUUUUAGUCACUACUCAUCCAUGACCAUUGAUACACCCAGCAUAGCUAAGGUCACUUAGAUGUACAUGCUAUUUUACUGUCAGUCAUUUUCUUGUGAGAUAAAGUUGAGUAGUUUUGAAAUAGAAACCUCCUAAAAUAGGUAUUUCAAAUUUACCUGUGCUGUCAAAUAUUUAUUUUUAAAAUAGGCUUGAAUUUAAAACAAAAUAUAUGAACCUCAAUUUAGUAAUAUAACUUGUUUUUAUCUUCAAGUUGUACCGGGCCAGUUUACAACAGUUCCAUCGUCAGAAUACUUUUGACUGAACACAGUUGUUGAAAAUCAGUCUUUUUAACUGAAAAUAAUACAGUUUAAGGAAUGGUGGGCUCCACUGAAAUAAUCUGACUCAAUUGUCACAGUAGAUUAUCUCUGACCUAUCUAUGAUAAUUUGACAGUGUAACCUAAAAUAUGUUUUUUUCAUUUUGAUGAAUUCUUUUCAAUAAGUCUCUUACCUCAAUUUAAAUUAAAAUUUAAAGCACUGGGAGUUAAGAUGCUUAUUUUAGGAAACAGUUGCUCAGAGAAUAACUUUUUCCUUUUAAUAUUGUAAGACAAUUUAGAUUUGAUUAGAUUGUUUUUAUGUUUAUGAAUGUGUGUCUGUUUUUGUGUUUAUGAAUGUGUCACAAGUUGUCAUCUUAAAAAGCUAGUCAUCUCAAAAGCCAUUAUGGUGGCAUUUUUUUUGUUCCUAAUCAUUCUUUACUAGUAUGGCUGAGGGGUAAACUAAUGCUUGUCCCUGUCAGAGAAUAGAAGAGUUUGACUAGGGACGAUAUGUAUUUAUAGCGUUAGGGAAGCUUUAGAGUGAAACGUAAAGUCCACACACAAUUUAAGCUUUUUAAAAAAAAGAAUUUAAAAAACUGUAACUCUCCAUUCAUUAAUUGAUUUGUUCAUUCAUUUAGGACUAUUUUGUCUGUGAACUUAGCAAUUCUACAUUUUAAUCGACUUGGCUAAAAAAAAAAAACAUUGCUGUCUAAAAUCAACUGACAGGCCAUACCUAUUUUUGUUGUACAAAUAAAUCCAUGUUCUAAAUUACUGUGAGUUCCACCAGAGAUUUGAGUGUUAUAGUUUUAGUAGCAUAAAGUUCAAGAUUUAUGUGUAUUGCUUUAGUCUUUUUUUUGUUUCUUUUGGUAGAUUCAAGUUGUCAAAAGGUUGGAUUCAUUAAAAAAGCUUUUUUUCUAAAUCAUAAAAUGUUUUUUUCUUUCAGUAAAGUUUGUCUAGACAUUUCUUUCAGUUCAUCAGUAGACCUCCAUUUUUUGUUCUUUCAUUUACUUUUCAUUUACUCCUGAAUUAUUCAUUUAGCGAAUUGUAUAUUAAUAGAUGUUCAAUGUUAUCCAUCAAUAGUUUUUUAGUAUCUCGGAGGGCCGAUUACUUACAUCAAUAUAGGUCCAGAUAUAUACACCAGUAGAGGUCUAGUAUAUCAGGUAGGGAUUCAAAUUCAUACAUGUAUACGAGUUUAAUUUUAAGUCUUCUUGUUUCUGACUUUCCAUUUGUUUGGACCAAUAAAAUUAUCUUCUUUGCCUACAUUGCACAUCAACCUAACCUGUUUGUAAAUACUUGUGCUCCACUUGUAGGGUUUCCUAGUUUGUCUCUUGAUGAAGUCAAAAUGGUGUCCUUGUAGUACUCUGUUUUUGUUUGUUCUUCACUAAUGUGUUUAGUUGGUUGUGGCCCUUAGUACUGUGUGAUAUAAAUACAUGGCCAUCUAGAAUGUAGUCUUUUUCAUUGCUGUGUUAGUUAGUUCAUGGUCUGCCUACACUUUGAUCGUAAUUAGGUGAAAAUAAAGAUUUGACAAAACAAA